AGGGCAGGCGAGGCUGUGACUAACACAGUAGGUUUCUGCAAUUUUCCCUCUCUUUGAAGAUGGUGGUAGGAGCUACAGAGCGCCUGGGUGGCUGGUGCCUAUGGAAGUCCCUGCUGACACGCUGUCUGACCUUUCUAUCUUAUUUCAUUCCCCAACCAGGCAGAAGAUGGGAACAUCGAGUACAAGCUGAAGCUCGUGAAUCCCUCGCAGUACCGCUUCGAGCACCUCGUGACGCAGAUGAAGUGGCGACUGCAGGAGGGCCGCGGUGAGGCCGUCUAUCAGAUCGGCGUGGAGGACAACGGGCUGCUCGUGGGCCUCUCGGAGGAGGAGAUGCGCGCCUCGCUCAAGACGCUGCGCCGCAUGGCCGAGAAAGUUGGGGCAGACAUCACGGUACUCCGGGAGAGGGAGGUUGACUACGACAGCGACGUUCCCAGGAAGAUAACAGAAGUCCUUGUCCGAAAGGUGCCUGACAACCAGCAGUUCUUAGACCUGCGAGUGGCUGUGCUGGGGAAUGUGGACUCAGGGAAGUCAACGCUUCUGGGCGUCCUGACGCAAGGAGAGCUGGACAACGGGCGGGGGAGAGCGCGCCUCAACCUCUUCCGGCAUCUCCACGAAAUCCAGUCUGGAAGAACGUCGAGUAUCAGCUUUGAGAUCCUUGGCUUCAACAGCAAAGGAGAGGUGGUGAAUUACAGCGACUCCCGGACAGCAGAAGAGAUCUGUGAGAGCUCCUCCAAGAUGAUCACUUUCAUUGAUCUGGCUGGCCACCACAAGUACCUGAAAACAACCAUCUUUGGCCUCACCAGCUACUGCCCAGACUUUGCUAUGCUGGUGGUUAGCGCCAACACCGGCAUUGCAGGCACAACGCGAGAGCACUUGGGCUUGGCAAUGGCCCUCAAGGUCCCUUUCUUCAUUGUCAUCAGCAAAGUCGACUUGUGUUCAAAAGCCACUGUGGAACGGACAGUGAAGCAGCUGGAGCGAAUCCUGAAGCAGCCAGGCUGCAAUAAGCUCCCCCUGCUCGUGAAUUCCGAUGACGAUGCGGUCACAGCAGCACAGCAGUUUGCACAGUCUCCCAACAUCACCCCAAUCUUCACACUGUCCAGCGUUUCUGGGGAGAACCUAGAUCUCUUGAAAGUCUUCCUCAACAUCCUUCCUCCACUGACCAACAGUAAAGAGCAGGAGGAACUAAUGCAACAACUCACGGAGUUUCAGGUCGAUGAAAUCUAUACUGUGCCAGAGGUGGGGACUGUUGUGGGAGGAACUCUCUCAAGCGGGAUCUGCCGAGAAGGGGAGAACCUGGUGGUCGGUCCCACUGACGACGGGAAGUUCCUGCGGCUGAAGGUGUGCAGCAUCCAGCGCAACCGCUCGGCCUGCCGGGUGCUGCGCGCAGGGCAGGCAGCCACGCUGCCCCACGGGCCCUUUGACCGCUCCCUCCUGCGCAAGGGCAUGGUGAUGGUGAGCCCAGAAAUGAACCCCACCAUCUGCUCAGUGUUUGAAGCUGAGAUCGUGCUGCUGUUCCAUGCCACGACUUUCCGGAAGGGCUUUCAGGUGACGGUGCACGUAGGCAACGUGCGGCAGACUGCUAUUGUAGAGAAGAUCCACGGAAAGGACAAGCUGCGGACGGGAGAGAAGGCAGUCGUCCGCUUCAGAUUCAUCAAGCAUCCUGAAUACUUGAAGAUCGGAGCCAAGCUGCUCUUCCGUGAAGGAGUCACCAAAGGCAUUGGGCAUGUCACUGACCUCCAAGCCAUCACCACCAAAGAAAAUGGCCUGGAGGAGUCCCUGGGGCCUGGACAACGGAGCUUCUGACUACGGCUGGGUCAGAGAGAUCGCUCGCCAACAAGCGGGGAGAAGGACGGAAGCUCCCCUGGCUCUCUGAGUGGUGCCUGGAGCUGCUGCUAUCCAGCUCCAGCGUGGGCGUCCCUCCUCUGUGCUGCGAGGUGGAGUCUUGGAGAGUUCCUUGCGUUCAGUGCCGUACAAGAGGCAAGUUAAGCAUGUUCUCCAUGUUGCCUUCUGCUUUGAUUACCCUGCCCUCCGGAAGAGAUCAGAGGUACCUGCAGACUUGGGCAGGCAAGUUCUGGCUGUGUUUACUGUUUGAAAAUUAGUGGUUGGGAGGAGCAGAGUCCUUGAAGACUAGCAGUGAAGGGAUUUUUUUUUCCAUCUGUGAUACAAGAUCUGGUCCCGUUCCAGCUUGAUCCA
Tinamus guttatus (white-throated tinamou) is the source of this 2193-nucleotide messenger RNA. NCBI's taxonomy places the organism in Eukaryota, Metazoa, Chordata, Aves, Tinamiformes, Tinamidae. The record is from RefSeq and is a predicted model, not a curated record.